UCAAACAAUGUCAAGUUGAUGUCUGUGAAAUAUUUUGAAGUUUCAUUUCAAUAGGACAAUUUUCUAAACCUGGUAUUCUGAUAAAACUACGAAGUUAUUGAAAGUCUUUCUUAACGUUUAAAAAAUCUACCUUGAAGCUUGCAACCGUGGCUUGCAAAACGAAAGGUGUUUAAAAACAAAGUGCACAAUCAGUUAACAAGCAGUGCUAAGCGACGUCUCCGUAGACAAAAACUCAGAGCUGAGAUAGAAAAAAUCAAACAAAAAGCAGCUAAAUAUAAAAGGAAGAAGGAAUCUAGAGAACGUAAAUUACUGCUCAAGAACUCCUUAGCAACGUCUGAAGAAACAGGAAAUGUUGAAGAAAUUGUGCUAAACCAAGAAGUUAAACAGGAAAAUAAAACAAAAAUGUCUUCAACUGAUAAUAAAUCUAGGGAAGAUGUUAUGGCGGCAAGGCAGGCUAAGAAGCUGGCCAAGCAGAAAGGCAAAACCAAGGAUAUAGCACCUGAACAAGUACAAAAACCAGCAGCCGAUGUCAAACCAAUAGAAACUCCAGUGAAACAAGAUGAAAAACCAACUAAAGCUGACCCAAAAGUAAAUUCUCCAAAAAGCAAAGAUGAAGUAGAUAAGGCCUGUCUGAGAGAAGAACAAGAAAUUGUUGCUGAUAAAAGCAAGGAUGAUAUUAAAGCUGAAAGAGCAGCCAAGAAGGCUGCCAAACAGGCAAAGAAGAAAGGUGCUAGUGAUGGUGGGGAUGCCCCACAAGCUAAACCUCAGAAAGAAACUGCACCACCAGCUAAUGAGAAUAUGACUGUCAAAGAUGUGGUGGAAACUUUAAGAGAUAUUGCCAAUGUCGCUAAAGAGAUCCAAGGUGUCACUGAUAAAGUUAUUGAUCUGGGUGCUAAAAAGGCUGAAGACAGUUCAAAGAGCAAGGCGGAGCUGAAAGCAGAGCGACGCGCUAAGCAAGAAGCACAGAGGGCAGCUAAGCAGGCUGCUCAAGAGAAAAUUGUGGCGAAGUCAAAGGCAGAGGCUAAAGCAGCACCAGAGAAAAGUGUUACUACUGCUAAAGUGGAAAAGGCAGUUAAACCGAAGUCCAGUGAGAAGCCGAAAGUCAAGUCUCAAAGCUCACACAGAGUAAACUGGUUCCAGCACUUAUACAAAGAGCAUGAUAAGGAGUCACUCAAGACCAUUGCUAUUAAUUCCAAUUUGCACCCAGCUAUUAUUAAGUUAGGCGUCCAGUUAGCUUCGCGGGUCGUGUCUGGAUCAAACGCAAGAUGUGUGGCGUUACUCGAUGCAUUAAAGAAGAUGGUACGCGAUUACACGCUCCCGGCCAAGACGGAGUUCGCGCGCGGUCUUGAGGCCCACCUGGCCUCCAGCCUGGACUUCCUGUGGGCCAUGCGCCAGCCCUCCGCCUCGCAGACCAACGCUGUCAAGUUCUUUAGAUAUCAUCUUACCCAGCUGCCGAAUAAUGUCGAUGAAUUUGAUGCAAAGAAGACUCUACAAGAGGAGAUAGACAGAUACAUCAGAGAGCAGAUAGACAUGGCUGGCGAGGCAAUCAGUAUCGCUGUACGGAACAAGAUCUCGAAUGGAGACAACAUACUCACAUAUGGAUGUUCGUCCCUGAUCGAGCGCAUCCUGCUGGACGCGUGGUCGAGCGGGCUGCAGUUCCGCACCGUGGUGGCGGGCAGCCGCGCGCAGCCCGCCGCCGCGCACAUGCUGCGCCGCCUCGUGGCCCGCGGCCUGCCCUGCACAUACAUAGACAUCACCGCCCUCGGCUUCAUCAUGAAUACUGUGAGCAAGGUGGUCCUGGGCGCGGGCGCGCUGCUGGUGAACGGGUCCGUGCUGGGCGCGGCGGGCAGCGCGCAGCUGGCGCUGGCGGCGCGCGCGCGCAACGUGCCCGUGCUCGUCGCCUGCGAGACGCACAAGUUCUGCGACCGCGUGCAGACCGACGCCUUCGUCUACAACGAGAUCGGUGACCCCGAUGACCUCAUCGACAAAUCAGACGAGAAUUCUCCUCUCAAGGACUGGCGGUCGAACCCCAACUUGACACCUCUGAACCUAACAUAUGACGUCACACCGCCGAGCCUCGUAACCGCUGUCGUCACAGAACUUGCCAUCCUGCCCUGUACCAGUGCACCCGUAGUACUGAGAUUCAAACUGUCCGAAUAUGGUGUGUAAAUAAGGAAAUUGAUACCAUAAAAGCCCUGGUUUGUUACUGCCAAUCAUGACAGAUGAUUCAUUAUUUUCUACAGUCUCACAAUGGAUAGUAUCCAGAAACUAGGAUUUAGUGUUGUCAAUGGUCAAAGACCUAUCGGCAGGACAGGAUACGCUACAUGUAAAUUUUUUCGACUAAAUUGAGUACCGUAAUUUAAUUUAAUGUGUUGUUCACCUUUGUAUCUAAGAGUGUGAAAUUUCAUCUGCAGUUAGACAAAUUGAAUUCACCAUUGCUAUCAAAGCUUGUUAUAACUUAAAGGUAAAAAAGCCAAGUAACCAGAAAUUAUUGUAAUUGUUCGCAAUAUGCACUUUUCUUGUUUGUCUACAAUGGGACAAAGCUGAUUCAAUACUUUUAAUAAUCUCAGUUCAAGGAAAGGAUAUUUUUUUUUUUAUAGACACACAUUUGUGAUGUAGCAAACAUGAUGAACAAUGAUUAUUUUAUAGAAGAAUAAUGUCCAUAAUGCAUUCUUGUUCCAUGUCUAACACAUUUAUAUUGAAUGCCCCAUUUUAAACAGUCAACUUUUGUCUUGUUUGCUUAUUCUGGUAUAUUUCAAGAGUUUCUAAUAAUUUCAAUCUUUGAUACAUACAUAGCCUUAGAUUAUUUGAAUUAUAGGAAUCUGUAAAUAAACAUAACGGGAUAAAAAAUGUGCUCAAAAUAUGUAGUUAAUUACUAUGAUAUUGUAAAUAAAUAAAAUAUUAUGCAUUUUUAAUGCCCGCUAAUAAAAAUUCCUAGCAAAAGAA
Molecule: messenger RNA, 2946 nt
Organism: Trichoplusia ni (cabbage looper)
Lineage: Eukaryota; Metazoa; Arthropoda; Insecta; Lepidoptera; Noctuidae
Gene: eIF2Bdelta
Product: translation initiation factor eIF-2B subunit delta
Exons: 10
Coding region: 403-2169 (588 amino acids)
Source: RefSeq, a predicted model, not a curated record